AUGGCUUUCUUCGGCGGAAAUACUGCUCAGUCUGGCCCCUCCGCCGCUGCCAACGCAAACAACCAAGGCGACUUAAGCAAAGAUAUAGAGCUCUCAUCGCCGCCAGAGGAUAGUGUCUCCGACAUCUCGUUUUCUUCGCAGUCGGAACACUUAGCUGUUGCGAGUUGGGACAAGAAGGUUAGAAUAUACGAAAUUUCUGAUACUGGGAGCUCCGUUGGAAAGGCCGCGUACGAUCAUGAAGGUCCUGUGCUAUCGGUAGUUUGGUCUAAAGACGGAUCGAAAGUUAUUUCUGGAGGUGCAGACAAAGCAGCUCGCAUGUACGACCUCCAAUCUGGCGUGAGCACCCAGGUAGCAGUCCAUGAUCAGCCUAUUCGAGCUUGUCGUUUCAUCCAGCCACCGAACGGAGCGGAAAUGUUGGUAACGGGGUCUUGGGACAAGAGCUUGAAGUAUUGGGAUUUAAGACAACAAGCACCUGUGGCUACAUUGCAAUUAUCUGAGAGGGUUUAUACUCUAGAUGUCGCGCAGAGCUUGAUGGUUGUUGGGUUAGCUGAGAAGCAGAUUGAAAUUGUCAAUCUUGCGAAUCCUACUGCGAUCUGGAAGACAAUCCCAAGCCCGUUGAAAUGGCAGACUAGGGUUGUGAGCUGCUUUCCAGAUGCAACCGGAUUUGCGGUAGGGAGUAUCGAGGGAAGAUGUGCGAUUCAGUAUGUGGACGAGAAGCAAUCAAACAUGAAUUUCUCUUUUAAAUGUCACCGGGAAGCCCCCGUCGGCUCUCCCAUGGCCAACGUCAACGUUUUCUCCGUAAACGCCAUUUCUUUCCAUCCAACAUACGGCACAUUCUCAACUGCCGGUUCAGAUGGAACUUUUCAUUUCUGGGACAAGGACGCAAAGCAUCGUCUCAAAGGCUAUCCUUCUGUCAAUGGAACGAUCCCUGCCACCGCAUUCAAUAGAAAUGGCUCCAUAUUCGCCUACGCUAUAUCUUAUGAUUGGAGCAAAGGUCAUCAAUCUAACAACCCGCAAUACCCAAUUAAGGUCAUGCUUCAUCCUAUUAAGGACGAUGAAGCAAAGCCGAAACCAGUUGUCAAGAAGCGUUAA
Morchella importuna is the source of this 1092-nucleotide messenger RNA. RefSeq lists its product as uncharacterized. Gene Ontology annotation, biological process: transcription-dependent tethering of RNA polymerase II gene DNA at nuclear periphery; RNA export from nucleus. Gene Ontology annotation, molecular function: RNA binding; ubiquitin binding. The record is from RefSeq and is a predicted model, not a curated record. The transcript has 4 exons. NCBI's taxonomy places the organism in Eukaryota, Fungi, Ascomycota, Pezizomycetes, Pezizales, Morchellaceae. Gene Ontology annotation, cellular component: nuclear pore. The coding region runs from base 1 to 1092 and encodes 363 amino acids.